This is a messenger RNA of Rotaria sp. Silwood2, 966 nucleotides long. The record is from the annotation of a GenBank genome assembly. Lineage: Eukaryota; Metazoa; Rotifera; Eurotatoria; Philodinida; Philodinidae.
AUGACUUCAGGGAGGGGGGUACCUACUUUUGUCCAGUACUGUAUAUUAAUAAAGUUCAUCAGUGGUGGAUUAGAAUCAAAAAUCAUUUGUCGAUUCGCUGAGAUGAAUCAAACUGUUUUUUGGACUGGUCAAUUCGUUUCGGGUAUGAUCGAGUUUAAUAAUUAUGAUCAUCAAGAAUUAAGAUUGAAGAGUAUCAAUGCAGAAUUGAUCGGAGAGUUCGUCCGCCUAAAGGCUAUAUCCAAAGGAGUGCGGAGUGAAACGAAAAUAAUAGUCUUCAAAGAAGAACUCAAUCUAUAUUCUAUUAGUGAUCAAGAUAGUUCUCUUCUAACAUAUGAAAAUCAUAAAUGGCCAUUUCGUUUCUUUCUAAAUAAUUUUAUACCACCAUCGAUAGAAAAGAACAGAAUCUCCGAUUCAUAUAUUCAUUAUUUUCUUCGUAUUAAAUUGAUUAAGCCUGAAUGGUAUAAGCGGAACAUUCAAAAAACAAUACUCAUUACUGUUAAACAUGCAUCAUCACCUGUUAAUGCAACGCGAUUUAUGUUAGAAGACAAGAAUCGAAAUAAUGUUUAUCUUCGUAUCAUUCUACAAAAACAAAUCGCCAUUGUUGGGAAGAAUUUUUCAUUUGAAGUUGAUAUACAAAAUCCAAAACAAGCGAUGAUACGUCGCAUAUCAGUUACUCUCACACACUAUUUCGAGUUCGGUUCUUAUCUUUGUCAAAAGCUCAAGCUUAUAGAUAAACCUUUGGAAAAAAUUCGACGACUCCGAAGCAUACACUUCCAUGAUAACUUUCAACUCUAUAUACCACAUACAGCUUCACCAACUUUUUCAUUUUAUCCUCCUUCGGACAAUAAAAAUUUUCCAAUUAGUGUACGCUAUGAACUUCGUUUCGUAGCUACUAUUCGUGGCUUUUUUACCAAUAUUCGUCUACAAGUUCCGCUGAUUAUUAACAGUUAUCCAGAAAAUAAUUGA